Messenger RNA from Oryzias melastigma (Indian medaka), 4361 nucleotides. RefSeq names its product ubiquitin specific peptidase 42 (gene usp42). The transcript has 18 exons. The record is from RefSeq and is a predicted model, not a curated record. Lineage: Eukaryota; Metazoa; Chordata; Actinopteri; Beloniformes; Adrianichthyidae. Gene Ontology annotation, biological process: protein deubiquitination; regulation of apoptotic process. Bases 296 to 3688 code for a protein of 1130 amino acids. Gene Ontology annotation, molecular function: cysteine-type deubiquitinase activity; cysteine-type endopeptidase activity. Gene Ontology annotation, cellular component: nucleus; cytosol.
AUGCUAAAUGCCUUAAAUGUUUCACUGCCUUAAGGAUAAAGCUAUUAACUAUUUAAAAAUGAUAACGGACACUAAAUUUCAGCUUAAACGUUCAGUACAAGCAACGGAUCUUCUCAACACGUUUCUCACGGAGGGGUAAAAUCAGCCAAUCAGAAGGCUCGUUUCAUGGUAGGUACCCGGAUGUACCCGUCAGGCAGCCAGCUACGUCAUUGUUCACCGCCGGACACCCGCUGGAAAUACGGAAUGGAUUUAAAACUGCCAUUAACGAGUUUGUAAAAGAUUUCAGCUAUGAACAAUGACCAUAGUUGACAGAUCUUCUGAGAAGUCUGACCACGAGUCAGUCGGAUUUAACCGGUCCACCUUCACCAGUGGAGACAUCGGGAUGGAGGGCAGUUGCUCCAGCAGCUGGGCGGUGGGGCCCACCAUGCCCUGCGACUCCCCGAGACUCAAGUCUCCCGGAGGCUGUCUGGGUCCAACUCCUGGUGCCGCUGUCUACAACAGCACGCCGUCCUCGGUGGAUCGACCCAAGGACCAAGUUGUUAGCAGCAGUGAUGGAAUCGAGCUCCCCCAAAAGAUCCUGUUCCCUCCAGAGCGGCUCAGCCUGAAGUGGAACCAGGUUCACCGCAUCGGCGCCGGUCUCCAGAACAUGGGGAACACCUGCUUCCUCAACUCGGCCCUGCAGUGUCUCACAUACACGCCUCCAUUAGCCAACCACAUGCUGUCGCGGGAGCACUCCAAGUCAUGUCAAGAGCCGGGCUUCUGUAUGAUGUGCACCAUGCAGAACCACAUCAUUCAGGUUUUUGCCAACUCAGGCAACGUCAUCAAACCCAUCGGUGUCCUCAACGAGCUCAAACGAAUUGCAAAGCACUUCCGCUACGGAAGCCAGGAGGAUGCACACGAGUUCCUGCGGUACACGGUGGACGCUAUGCAAAAGUCCUGCUUACCUGGAACCAAAUUGGACAGGCAGACGCAGGCAACCACCUUCAUCCAUCAAGUAUUUGGCGGCUACCUUCGAUCUCGAGUCAAAUGUUUAAGCUGCAAAGCCGUCUCGGACACAUUCGACCCUUUUCUGGACAUCACUUUAGAAAUCAAGAUGGCGCCCAGCGUGUCCAAAGCUCUGGAGCAGUUCGUCAAGCCGGAGCAGCUGGACGGCGAAAACGCCUACAAAUGUACAAAGUGCAAGAAAAUGGUCACUGCCUCAAAGAGAUUCACGAUCCACCGCAGCCCGAACGUGCUGACCCUCUCGCUCAAACGCUUCGCCAACUUCACCGGAGGAAAAAUCACAAAGGACGUGAAGUAUCCAGAGAGUCUGGACCUGCGGCCUUUCAUGUCCCAGUCUCAAGGAGAGCCGCAGAACUACGGAUUAUACGCCGUUCUGGUUCACUCUGGGUUCAGCUGUCACGCUGGACACUACUUCUGCUAUAUUAAGGCCAGCAGCGGUCAGUGGUAUCAGAUGAACGACUCCUCCGUGUCCGUGAGCGACAUCCGCUCUGUCCUCAACCAGCAGGCUUAUGUUCUCUUCUACAUCAAAACCUCAGACAUGAAAAAAGUUGCUGACUACAGCGGCUCGAGCCGCAGCCCGAGCAUCUCCGGUCAGUCGUCUCCGCGUCCAGUCGUGACGCCGCGCAGCAACGCCAUCCACCACAACAUGGGCUUCAUCGGUCCCCAGCUCCCGCCGCACGCCGCCAAGAGCGCCGUCCACGUUAACGGGAACGGAGCUCAUAAGGACUUCCCCGGCAGCUCCAAAGGCACCAGCAGCAGCGUGCUAGGAAAGCCCGCCCACGUGUUGCCUUCCUCCUCCUCCUCCUCUUCCUCUUCUGUCUCGCACUCAGUCAGCCGACCCACGAUGAUUCCAGACCAGGACAAACGACAGAGACUUUCAUUUUUCAUCGGACAGGGCAAACAGAACCGGCCGUCGUCGUCUUACAGUCAGUCGUACCCCGCAAGCUCCUCCGGUUCUUUAUCUUCCUCACACUCUACCUCAGACAUUCGAUUUGUCCCGCGUCAACUCAACCACGUAAACGGCGCCGCGUGCAGUAACGGAGAUCAGCCCGGCGAAGGGAAUGGAGCGUCCCUCUUGGUGCCCUACAGCCAGGAGUCUUCGGAAGAAUCCGACCCGGAGAACGCCGCGUCUCUGGACAACGGCUGCUUACCGAGAAGCAAAGGAAGCGGCGCCACAGAAGGUAUCGGCGCCACCUCUCCGAACACCACCAACGGGGACGCCGGCGCUCGCCACAGCGACGGUGAACUCAACGGACCAACCUGCGGAACGUCCAACCAGAACGGUUACGGACACCACAAAGUGAACGGACACAAGGCUCCGGAGAAGGUGUCGGGAAGUUCAUCCUCUGUGACGGCUGCUGUUAACGGAGUCGAUGGAGGCCACGCUCAACCAAAUAAAGACGCAAAAGUUCCUUCCUCCCAGUCCGGUUCUUUCCAGAACCUCCAACCUGCUGCUAACGAAAGCCAGCGCUUCCAGGCCGCUGAUGCAAGGGCUAUUCCGCUGCCUGAACCCCCGCCCCCCCACAACGCCGUCAGCUCUCCGCCGUCGUCCACCAAGCCCCCCUCCGCUGCAGACGCAGAGCCGGCUUCGUCGUCCGCCCAGCAGGUCUGCUCUCAGAGCAGCAGCGGGUUGUCUGCAGCCGCGCAGCAGCACGGCAACCAUGAGGACGGCGGCGAGAGAACAAACGGUCCGGCGGCGGAGACCGAAGGAGAAACGGGAACUAAAGAUCCCAAAGCGAGUUCCAGAGGCGACGACAGGCAGUCGACUCGCGACAGAGACCGAGUGCACUCUGACUACGGCAGAGACCGCAGGAGACACUACAGGGACAGGAGUCCACGCCGCCAAACCGACGGGGAUCAUUACCGGUACCGGCGAGACUACAGAGACUACCAUCACUCGUACAGGGACCGCUUCCCUCCCCACGAACGGAGCUACAAGGACUGGGAUCCCGAGCGCCACUGGGACCGGAAGUUCUUUCACCCCCGAGAGUACGACCGCUCCUCGCGGCGCUCCUACCACCACGGCCACUACUACCACCGAUCCGACACGGACUACGAUCGGAGGGGAUACCACUACCCCCACCGCGACGAGGCCCCGGGCCCCUGGAAGUGGCAGCAGUACGGCCGAGAACCCCGCGCCAUGAAGGACAAGAGGAGCACCUGGGAGCGGGAUCACUGCCGCUCUCGAGACAGAAGCUCUUCGCCCGACGCGCUCCGGGAACCCGACAGGUCCAAGGGCUCCCCCAGCCAGGAACCCCCCCCAAAGAGGGACGAUCACAGUCACAAGAGGGAAGACUGCUCUGAGGUUCACCGCUACCGGAAACACAAAAAAAGCAAGAAGAAGAAGUCGAAAGAUAAAGACCGACACCACCGGAGCGGAAGCUCAGACGUGGACUCCGAGAGCCGAAGGAAAAAGCGGAAGAGGCGGCGGCACCGUGACAGCGACCCCGAGCGGCGGAGUUCGGACGCGGCUCGGAGCCGCGACGACAGAAGCAGCGACGAAAGGGAAAGUCGAAAACGGCACCUCGACGGCAGCCCCCUGUCGGAGAAACGGCGCCGCACAGACCCCAGCAGGGACCAUCCACCGCCACCGUGUCACAGCCCCCCCUCAAACGCUCCAUCCUACCGGCACCUCAACGGACACUCGGAAAACGGAUUCGGCAGAGACGACUUCUACUCCCACUGACUUCCCGACUCUAUCCAUCGACGCCCUUUUGACAACAGCAGAGGAAUGAUAGACAUUUUUUGAAGUGGUGCUUUUUCACGGGGAAUAUCUAGAAAAUUUUAAACACAACUUUCAAAAAAAAAAAAAUUUUUUUUUUCUUUUUAUGUGAAUUUAUUUGAUGUAUUUCUCAUAACUACGGUUAAAAAUGAAAAGAAAAAAACUUUGAUCAGUUAAAACAUUUAUUGUGAAAAAUAUUAAUAUAUACCUGUCGGAACCCAAACAAAGAAAGCCUGGAGCUUCAAGGUUUCAGCUGCUGCUCGGUGGAACUCAGGACUUCAGUUUUCCAGCUGCUGAAUCAAAACUAAGGAGAGCGAGCCGCUCAAAGCAAAAGGAUGUCAACGCAUUCACAGAGCUGCAAUAUUUCCCAUUCGUCUUCGAAGCGCCACUGGGCGCAGCCGAGCGAACAGAGGGAACUCCGGCGAGGCUUUGCUGACUGAUACCUCCACGUGAACCCUGGACAGACUUGAGAUCAUCUCUCAGCUUUUUUCUUCCCAUCUUUGUUUCUCUGAAUCCUCACUCUUAUAUUUUUAAACCUUUUCACUCUGCAUCCUCUUAUUUUAGAUAAAAAAGAUGCUUUCUUUUUUUGUUUUUUGACUGUGGACCAUCUGUGUUAGCUUUUAAUGACAAAACAGUC